UAAACAAGACAAGAAAUUUAAUUUAGAGGAUAGAAGACUCCCGCCCCGGAAUACAAACGCUGAACGGUGAAAUCUGAGAGGGAUUACAGAUAGAGACGGACGCUGCUAAACCAUCGGACAGAAGAAGACAAACAAGAAUACCAUGUUCAGUACCGUGCAAGUGCAGUGCGUAGGCCUAAAAUAAAAUGGCAAUGAAAUAAAGAUAAAUAUCCUAUGGUAACAAAUUUCAGUGUGAUUUAACUCUUUGUGCUCUUGGCUUAGUUGAAUGCUAAUUUUAAGACGCCUGCUGUGCCGAUAGCUCGUCCCUUGAAGGCCUUAGCGUUGGUAGCAGGACGAGCUGCUCGAGCUAACCCAGAAAGGCUGCUGUAAACAUGUUUAUAUUUUGCCAGCGAGAAGGGUCUGGCAAGAGAGAGAGAGUGCAAUGAGAGUGCUGACCAACUCUUUCCAUCGUUGGACAUUGUGAAGAAAUGGAAGACCGUGCAAGUGAGGGCAAGAAGACCCCGCUGGAUGACAUCAUUAACCACAUGACCUCAGAGUGGCAUAGCUACAGCCUGCCCCCUGGAGGCCCUGGUCCAGGUCAGGCUGCUGUCCCGCACGGUUCUGGUUCCCAUGUCUGGCCCGGUUGGCACGGAGCAGCUCCGGUGGCAGUCCCAAGUCCAGUCCAAGGUCCGGGCUUCAACGGAGCGGGGCCAGGAGGGCCAGGAGCGGCAGCACCAAGUCGCCAGACUCAACCAUAUUUCAUGCUGGGAGGAGCAGAGCCCAAUCUGCCUGUGUUUUUUCAAGCAGACCAGCCGCCUCCAGGAUAUCAAGUGGAGCCCCAGGGAGUGAAAGGUCAAGACUUUUUCAGCCAGCCUAUCCAAUCCGCAACUGCUACACAGACUGACAGCAAUGAACUAGUUGGGACUAUGGUGGAUGUUGGCGGUGGCAACUUUGUAAACGUCAGAUACAGCGGAGGCCAUGGGGGCACUGUCAAUCCGCAAUAUUUGCCAGUUGGUUCAAGCUCGGCUGUGAACAAUGUUCUUCCUCCAUCUCUGGAUGACAUCCUUCCCCAUUCAAAUCAAAAUGAAUCAAACCGGCAACAUUGUGCGCUUUCUGCCAACUAUGGAUUGUUUACGCCAUCUCAACAGGUCCAAACAAUGAGGCAACAGCAUCUGCAAUUUAGAACACCUGAGAACGAAUCUCCUCAGCAUCAGUCUCGUCCAGGAAUACCACAUCAUGGUCCUCCUGGCAUGCUUCAUCAGUCGCAGACACUGUUCAAUGAGCAUCUUCAAAAUCAGCAGUUUCAACAAAUCCUAAAUGCUGCACAGUCUCAACAGUUUCAGCAUGACCUUCUGCACAGAGUUCAGCAGCAGCAGCAGCAGCAGCAGCAGCAGCAGCAGCAGCAGCAACAGCAACAGCAACAGCCACAAGCAAGACAGCAACAAGAACAGCAUCAAAAUCAAAAUCUGUUCCUGCAAGAAACUGCCAAGAAUGCUUCGUCUUCUGCCCCAUUCUCUCAAAAUCAAGACCAACUCAUUCAGAAUUUGGUUGGGAACUGGACUGUCCCUAAUCAAACUGGGCGAUAUAAUCCCUUUGGUUUGGCUUUGAAUGAAAGUAAUGAGCCUGCUCUUGAAAGUGUCAAAGAAGUUGAGCAGCCGAAGAAGAAUGACAAGAGUGUUCGCAGGACUCGUAUUGUAGCUGAAGUGCGGCCCAUGAGGCCAUCAUACUCUGCUGUUUUGACUACUCCGUCUCCAGUUCCUUCACCGCAGAAACCAACAUUGCCCAUCAACAAUGUGAACUCAGCCAAUGGAAACAAUAACCAUACCGCAGCCUUGAUAACAAAUGCAACCAACAAGAUAAAUGCAGAUGCUGCUCGUCCCAAAAGCACAAGUAGUGUUAGUAGUGGGAAAGGUAAAAACUCUUCAAAAAGCAAUGGUGUUUUGAGCGCAGGGGGCAAAUUGAAGAGGCAGCAUUCAACUGGAAACGAUGACGCAAAUGCCAAAAAUGGACCAAGUACUGCCACAGCAUCAAAGUCAUCUGGUUUAUCAUCUUCAUCCAGUGGCGAUUUUGAUGACUCUGUUCCUGGAAACUCUUCACCUACGUCACUUUCACGGCGAUGGGCAUCCUUGGAUGAUUUGGAGAGUGAUGUUAGCAGCGUGGAUGUUUCACAUGUCUUCAUUGAAACGGGAAGUUCUCAGGAGUCUUGCCCUCAGCCAAAUGAUAAAAAAUCUUCUGAUAAAUCUGGCAGGUCAAGCAUUCAUGGCAGUGCUAAACAAUCACCACAUUCUGGUUUUGAUGAGAGUUUUUUGAAUAACUACAAAGUAGGUCCUGGAGGUUCUAAGAGUGGUAGUGUGAUGGGGUCUAACUCAACUAAGAGGCCCAUUCAUAUCAAUAAUAACCUUGGUACAAACCACGGUUCUCACUGGGCCAAUCAGCAAACACCAAGUCAGCCUAGUAAUUCUAGCAAAUUUGAUAAAUCUGCCCGAGCAAGUAAAAGUGGACGCACUAACUCAGAUGAAAGGAAAGGAUCUAAAAAUGAUGGCAAGAGUGCUUCUGGAAGCAGUAGCAGUGGUGUGACAAGCCGUUCUGGUCGUGGUUCGAUGAGUAGCAUGGCUGAUAAAGCUGCUCUUCUGCAGAGCAAACGGAAUCAACGAGGCUCUCGAAGGAAAGAUGGAGUAACUGCUGCAUCUCUGGUAUUUCGAAAAUAUGGUCAGUUGGCUUUUGCCGCUAUCAUAUGGUUUUUCCAUCUUCUAACGGAUGUAAUAGGAAUGAGUAUUAGACUCUCCCUGCAUUUGUGCUUGGUGUUUUGGGAAAAUUGGGUGAUUAGCUCAGCUAAUUGGCUUCAAAAAUGUAUUUGCCGUUUACCUCAUGUACUUCCAGAACGCCUUGUUCAUUCCCGAUUCUGGCGAUUUAUCUGCCAGUGUCUAGGCAAGAACGACCCUGGAGAUCAAGCUAGGAAUGGUUCAAAGAAAAGUACUCGUGGUGCUGAGGGACGAGACAGUGUUAUUCCAGGAGGCCUUUCUCAUAACAUAUCUAUGCCAUCUACUGGCGAAGAAGCUAUGAAAAGACUCCUCGCUUGUAAAGGCAAGGAUCCUUACAGCAUCUUAGGAGUAACACCAAAUUGUUCUGAUGAUGAUGUCAAAAAAUAUUACAAACGCCAAGCUUUUCUUGUCCACCCUGAUAAAAAUAAUCAGCCCGGUGCUGAGGAAGCUUUCAAAAUUCUUGUACAUGCAUUUGAACUUAUUGGAGAACCUGAAAAAAGGACAGAGUACGACCGAUAUGUAGCAGAAACCCAACAGGUGGAACAAGCUUGGAGUGAGCUAAGUGACCUGUUAUCUCAAUUACAUCAGAAAAUGGAAUAUGCUGCCAACACUAUCAGGUGCACAAAUUGUGGAAAGAGACAUAAGAGAAUAGCUGUACCUCGCAAACCAUUUGCUGCAAGAUUUUGUGCUCAGUGCAAGAUAAAGCACUCCGCUAAGGAGGGUGACAUAUGGGCCGAGACGAUGGUCAUGGGAUUUCUAUGGCAUUACUAUGCGUGUAUGGAGGGAGCAGUUUAUGACAUCACUGACUGGGCUUCAUGUCAGACCAAUAAUCUCCGUCACCUCAAACCGAACUCUCACACUGUUCAGUACCGUAUAGUUCUUGGUCGUCAACGUCAACAAAGUCCUCGUGCACCCAGUGAGCCUGAUCUGGAGAAUUUCCUCAGUUCUCUUUACAACCAGGCAGGGGGUGGUAGCAAGGGGACACCUCCUCCUGGGGACACUUCUGCAAGCACUAAUGUUCCUAACCGUCAGGACACCGCACGUAAUCGAAAGAAGGGAAAGCGCAACAAAUAAUAAAUUUUACUUUUAUUCAUAUAGAUGACUCCUGAAACAAUGAUUGAACUUGUGAUGCUAAUAUCUACUAUUAAUCUCGGUAUUUAAGAAGUGUGUGAGUGAGCAGGGUCACUUAACUUAAUUGCAAGUAAAUUAUUAUUUAAAAAAAUUCUCUGUGGGCUUUGUUUGGAUCUGAACAAGUUAUUUUUUUUUGUUUUUACGAAAUUGUUGUUUUGCCUCAGUUAUGGCAUUAAAACUAGACAUGAAUUUCUAUGGUGGCAUUUGACAUGAGCCUGAAGCCCUUGUAUUGGAAGGCCGUCAGCAUAUUUUCUUAAUAAGAAUGUAUAUUUUCGUUGUCUUAAAAAAAUGCCUGGUCCUGGUAUCUGAGUAGUGUCCAAAGCAAAACGCCAGGCUGUUGGAAUGAAUGAAGUAGAAUGUAACUUAGUAUCAGAUGACAGGUAUUUUUGAUUCUGUCAUUUUGAGCUAGUAUAUUCUUCUGUUAGUCUGCAAUGGAUUAGCACAUUUUGACUGCAGUACUGUUCAGUACUAAUUAAAAUACAUUGAGAUUUUAUUUCUUAAGCCUUCAUAUUUUCAAUUGUUCUGCGAAAGUUUCGUUACACAGCUGCCUAGAUUGUCUUUGAUUUGGUUGAAAACCUAAGUUCCAUAGUAUAGAACACAAUCUACCAACAAAUACAGCUUUUGUUGGCCUGAAUUUGAGUUCUUUAUAUUUUCCUAAUUUAGUAUCAACCUUGGUCUUACAGCUUUGCUGCUCUGUAUGUUUUAUGUGAAUAUUUUAAAAAUGUUUUCACAGAACAAAUUUGUUUCUUAAUGAUUUUCAAUGUGUAACCUUGAGUUUCAUUAAUGGGUUUAAUAUUCUUAUGAUUAAGAUGUGUUCUUAUUAUUUCUGGAAUUAAGUUAAUUGACCUGAUGUGUUGUAGCAUAAUAGUAACCUUGUUUGUUUUUCUAAACAUCAUCCUGAUUGUAAAAGCAUUUGUAAAGACCUAGAUAAGUUUUAUGUGAUUGUAUUGUAAAAGACAGACAUAUGUGUAACUACUGACUGCUGUUGUAUGAGAUUCUCAUUAGGUUUCCCAUAAGAGACAAAGUUUCUCUUUUCUCUCUAGAUAUCUUUGCAAUCCCUGACAAUGUUGAUUUGUCACUAUCAUUGCCCUUUUUACAGUAUAAAUGCACAAUGGCUUAUUUAGUGCAUGUUUAUUUCAAUAGUAAGGUAUUGUUUACUUCCUACAUAGCGUAUGAAGGUUCUUGCCACUCAAAACCCAAAAAUGAUAUGACGUUUUCUUCAUCAUUAUGCCCCGAGUCAUAAAUAUGUAACUCUGAAUUUGAGUGAUGUUUUUGUUUAAGCUUCCUCUUACCGGAAAGCCUCUAAUUGUGAACUUCAAUGACAAAAGAAUUCUGAAAAUAAAAUGAUAGUCUUUGACGACAA
Thrips palmi is the source of this 5235-nucleotide messenger RNA. RefSeq lists its product as uncharacterized. The coding region runs from base 468 to 3815 and encodes 1115 amino acids. Gene Ontology annotation, molecular function: dopamine receptor binding. The transcript has 13 exons. Lineage: Eukaryota; Metazoa; Arthropoda; Insecta; Thysanoptera; Thripidae. The record is from RefSeq and is a predicted model, not a curated record.